AUGGCAGGGAAGCCUAGUGCUAUCGAUCACCCAGCUUUGGAUCAUGGAGAGAAAUUGUCCGGUGAUGUUGAAAUCACACAAACAGAGACUCUUCAGAUCGAUUCUGUAGAAAUCAAAAGGCUGCUUCGAAAGAUCGAUCUCCGACUGCUGCCACUCUUAACUGUUCUCUAUGUUCUAUCAUUCAUGGAUCGCUCCAAUAUUGGGAACGCUCGGGUGGCAGGCAUGAAUGUAGACCUCGCUCUUACUGGGCCUCAGUACAAUAUGGCCCUCACAGUUUUCUUCUUUCCCUAUGCCCUUUUUGAAGUACCGAGUAAUGUGAUCCUCAAGAUGAUGAGGCCUUCGCGAUGGAUGUGUGUUCUCGUCAUUACCUGGGGCACUGUCCUCACUCUUCAAGGGAUCGUCAAGACCUAUGAACAACUAUUGGUUACUAGAAUAUUGCUUGGGGUUGCUGAAGCUGGCUUUUUCCCAGCUGCUACAUACAUACUCACGACUUGGUACUGCCGAUGGGAAUACCAAACCCGUGUUGCUAUCUUUUUCUCAGCGGCCUCCCUGGCGGGAAGCUUCUCGGGUCUUCUUGCCUUUGGAAUCCAACAUAUGGAAGGCGUAGCUGGCCUUGGAGGAUGGCGUUGGAUCUUUAUUCUCGAGGGCAUCUUGACAGUACUUAUUGGUGUUAUAAUUCCCUGGGCACUCCCCGAUUCUCCUGAGACAGCUUCCUUUCUUACACAAGAGGAGAAAACGAUCCUCAUCCAUCGGCUGCGGCAAGACGCCGGGACCCAAGCACGGGGAGACUCAUCAGAAAAAUUCCAAUGGAAGCACUUUCGUGCUGCUUUCGUGGAUUAUCGAAUUUAUCUUGGUGUUAUCAUGUACUGGGGAAACAGUAUCUGUAUCUAUGCAUUCAGUUUCGCAGCCCCAAAUAUCAUUCGGCAGCUGGGAUACUCUGCAGCUAAUGCUCAACUUCUCACGAUUCCCAUUUAUCUGGUGGGGGCGAUCGCGACUUAUGGUCUUGCUAAGAUCUCAGACCGACGCAAGGCUCGUUGGCCCUUCGUCAUCAUACCAUUCUGCAUCUCUGGCGUAGGGCUUAUCGCUCUGCUGUCUAUUCAACACCCUCGCUUGCCAGGGUUGACCUAUGCCUUCUUAUUCUGUAUCCCCGCUGGUCUCUAUCCAGCUGUCAUUGGUUGCAUAUCAUGGGUUAGCAACAAUCUUGCGCCUUCCUGGAAGCGGGCCAUUGGAAUGGCUGUUUUGAUGACAUUGGGCAGCUUCGGCGGAGCGGUUGGAGCAAACAUAUUCCUGGACGAGCAGGCACCCCGCUACCCGCUUGCCUACGGUAUGUCACUUGGCGUGGUAGUUGCUGGUAUGUGUGCAGCAAUGGCGUUACGCUUCGCUGUCGACUGGACCAAUGCGAAGAGAGAUGCGAUUCCUGAGUCUGAAAUUAGGGCCAAGUACACAGAGGAGGAACUGCAUGAGAUGGGAGACAGCUCUCCAUUGUUCAGAUACGUUAAGUAA
Messenger RNA from Clonostachys byssicola, 1503 nucleotides. Lineage: Eukaryota; Fungi; Ascomycota; Sordariomycetes; Hypocreales; Bionectriaceae. The record is from the annotation of a GenBank genome assembly.